Messenger RNA from Nematostella vectensis (starlet sea anemone), 2458 nucleotides. RefSeq names its product FAM172 family protein homolog. NCBI's taxonomy places the organism in Eukaryota, Metazoa, Cnidaria, Anthozoa, Actiniaria, Edwardsiidae. Gene Ontology annotation, biological process: regulatory ncRNA-mediated heterochromatin formation. The transcript has 12 exons. Gene Ontology annotation, molecular function: siRNA binding. Bases 82 to 1905 code for a protein of 607 amino acids. The record is from RefSeq and is a predicted model, not a curated record. Gene Ontology annotation, cellular component: nucleus.
UUCGUUAGGAACGCCUGCCCGAAAACCGAAAACGAAAGUGAUUUUGUAGAGUGGCAAAGAAUGACACUUCCGGUAGUUUGAAUGCUUGCCUUUCUUGUGACAUAUUUCCAGUAUUUCCUACUUCUUCUCUGCAUGCUAAAUGUAGAUACUAGACUAAAGAAUUCAGGGCCCCCUCCAAGUACUGCUGAGCCAGGAUUUUGCAACGAGAACGCAUAUAACUGCGGCGAACAAGAAAAUAUGCUUCCAACGGGCCUAUUUAAAGCUUUUCAUCAAGCAACAAAGCCGGAUUUCUACAAAUUCAAGACUAUCGAAGAGUUUGGUUACCACUUUAAUGAGAGAGGGCAGCUAAGAUCAAUUCAAACUGGUGAACCUUUCAUGUUUGAAGUCAAGCCAGGAGAUAGGCAAUACAACCAGAAUCAUUAUGAAGCUCUUGGUGAGGUCAUCACAGAUCAUGUAUAUAAGCUAUUGGAAGAAAAAGCAGGCCUUAAAAGAGUUUAUGUACCUAUUGAUCCUAGGGAAAAUGAAAGUGUAGGCUUUAUCUUCAUGAGUGAAGAUGCCUUGAGAGCAGAGAAGCUGAUGAUUCUCAUUCAUGGAAGUGGUGUGGUCAGGGCGGGGCAGUGGGCGAGAAGCCUUAUAAUAAAUGAUUGUCUUGAAAGUGGCACAAUGCUUUCCUACAUUGCCAGAGCCAGGAAGGAAGGAUAUGGAGUUCUGGUAACAAAUGGCAAUGAGAAUACAUCUGUUAAGAAAGGGAAAAUGCAAAGAAUAAGGGGGAGCGAGUCUCCAGAGAGCCAUUUUGAUUACGUGUGGAACACAUUCAUAAGCAAAGCUGCUGCUAGCAGCAUUGUAAUAGUCGCACAUAGCUAUGGCGGGGUUGUAGUUGUUCAUGGAAUGAAGAGGUGUCCUGGGGCCAUGUCUCGCGUCAAGGCUGUUGCAUUCACUGACUCAGUCCACACUCUGCAUCACCAAGGUGCCGACAACACCCUGAGGGACUGGUUUCAGGAGAAUACAAGGAACUGGGUGUCAUCUGGGCUGCCUCUGGACACACCUAUCACCUCCAGAUUUUCGCGGGCUGAUUCAGAUCUUGUAUCAGCAGGCACAACUCAGCAUGUGUUGACAUCCCACUACGCCUUCAACUCAGUGUUUAAUUUCUUUGACGAGAAACUCAAUAGAAAAAGGAAGAGAAAAAUCUCACCAUUGAAAGACAAAACUGAGCAAAAACAAAGCCUUCCGAUCCAAUCUGAGGGCGAGACACCUGAAGAGAGAAAAGUAGACCAACCCAUGGGUAAUGAAGAGAAGACAACAAUGACCCACAGAGAAUACUCAGUAACAGAUGGAAACAUUGAUGAGAGAGACAACAGGAUGCACAGGCAAGAGCCAGAAGGUGGCAUAUCAGGUAGUCACGCAACACCUGAUACCACACAGCCGGUAAAACCAGGAGUCACACAUUCUGAUGUGAUUUGCUCUCAGGCCACAUUUUCAGGUAAAGCUCAACCUGUCCAGAUUGAUAAUAACCAAACAGAAGCUAUAGAGACGGUUGAUAAUACCCAAUCCCAGAUCAUAGAGACUGAUGUCACACAAUCUGAUGAAAGCCAAACAAAAGCCAUUAAAUCUGUUGCACCAUCUGAUACUAGCCAAUCAGAAGACAAAGAAUCAAUUGCAACAUAUGAUGCUGAUACCCAAUCAGAAGUCAUGGAUACUGAUGUCACACAAUGUGAUAAAAGCCUAUCAAAAGCCAUUAGAUCUGUUGCACCAUCUGAUACUAGCCAAUCAGAAGAGGUAGAAUCGAUUGUGCAAUCUGAUGAUAAUACCCAAUCAGAAGUCAUGGAUACUGAUGUCACACAAUCUGAUGCUAGCCAAUCAGAAGACAUACAAUUGACUACACAAUCUGAUGAUAGCAAACUGUAAGACAUGGGAACUGUACCCUAAUUUUGAAAUAACCAAUCAGGUGCUGAAGUAUUGAUUUACAGACAAGUUGAUAGAACACAUCCAAAUUUUAGAGUUUAAAAAACUCUAUUAUGUAGAAAGGUACUUAGUAAUUUAUUGUGAAGAAAAGCCAUUCAAUUUGAAUGGAUAGCCAUUCAACCUCCCUCCUGGAUCUUCCCUGUAGUACAGGGGCGUAGCCAGGGGGUGGCCUAGGGCCCCCCUUUUAGCAGCCAAAAAUACAGUAAGUGUAUGAGACAUUAUCUGAAUUACAGGAGAAAAUGCCUUGAAAGUCCCUUUUAGGCCCCCUCCUGCAGUACUGUAGUGUCAGCUAAUGUCUACGCAUGGCCAUGUCUAUCCAACUCAUGCAGGGAAAUUCUUUAAGUGUAGAGAUUGGAGAAGCUCUAGGCAUCUUUACAGUGCAGUGUGAGAUGCUAUGGUAGUUAUAGGAACCAAGCAAAUAUGUAAUAUGAGUACUAUCUGAUCAAUGUGACCUCCAGUAAAUCAGCUUGGAAAAUAAAUCCUUCAGAUCACAUCA